Molecule: messenger RNA, 3079 nt
Organism: Miniopterus natalensis
Lineage: Eukaryota; Metazoa; Chordata; Mammalia; Chiroptera; Miniopteridae
Source: RefSeq, a predicted model, not a curated record
AUGCUGAAAUUGAAUAUGUAUAGCUCUUACAACUGUGAGCUUUUUGCAUUUACACUGACAUUCUUUUGUGUAGGAGUCAAAGUUCCUCGUAACUUUCGCUUGUUGGAAGAACUUGAAGAAGGACAGAAAGGAGUGGGCGAUGGUACAGUUAGCUGGGGCCUCGAAGACGAUGAAGACAUGACACUCACCAGGUGGACAGGCAUGAUUAUUGGGCCACCGAGGACAAAUUAUGAAAACAGAAUAUAUAGCCUGAAAGUAGAAUGUGGACCUAAAUACCCAGAAGCUCCUCCAUCAGUUAGAUUUGUAACCAAAAUUAAUAUGAAUGGAAUAAAUAAUUCCAGUGGAAUGGUAGAUGCUCGGAGCAUACCAGUGUUAGCAAAGUGGCAAAACUCACAUAGCAUUAGAGUUGUGCUUCAGGAACUAAGACGGCUCAUGAUGUCCAAAGAAAACAUGAAGCUCCCACAGCCGCCGGAAGGACAGACAUACAGCAAUUAAUUUCAGUGGAUCUCACACUUGUCUUAAAUCAACAAUCUUCUACUCAUGUUAAUGUCUUGAUUAAAUAUCACAAUGCAAACUACCCGCACAUUAAGUCAAAGAAUGCCGGCUGGUAAACAUGACCUGGACGUUUGUAGGAAUAUAUUUAAUAUAUGUAUACACGUGAUGUUUUCAGGUAACAGGAGGAAAACGCAGCACCGUUUUUUUUAAGGCACUAUCAUUUAAACAUAGACCCGGAGAUGCAGGUAUGGUGAGAAGGGUCAGGCAGCUGUGGGAGCAUGUGCUUCUAGAAAGGAAAGAUCUCGAGAAGAGAGAAAUGGCAUGCCGUGCCCAUCCGGCUUAGUGAGAGCUGCAGUUCAGAUUGUCUAAAGUAGCAGGUACAAUGAAUAUUGUCACAGGUUGUUUUACUUUUUGAAGUGGUGUGGGUGCUGACUACCAACAGUAUCAAAAAUAUGUUCAGGAUUGUUUUGAUACCUGUAUUUAUAAUAAAAAAAAUGUCGGGGAAGGUCGAUGAAUUUCUGUUAAAAGCUGUUUCCGUGUGUCACAUGUAACAGAUGUGGUAAAUAUUUGUUUACAGUCUUUGUUUGACAAAUGAUGCAUUUACGUUUAAGUGAAACCAGCAAAAAGGAAAUAGGUAAAUGGAUAUGUGAUUUUUGAGAUUAAAGUUAGUCUUAAAAUGUAAAUAAAAUGUGGAUCGUGUUCUCAGACACUGUGCCAUUUCUGUUACAUUGAUGUAAAGUACCUGCUGAGGUAGCAAAAAUUGAAUUGUUGUAGCUCUUCAUCCAUACAAACUUUUAUUGUUUAUUCUGUUUGUAUACUUCCUGUGAGUUGGAAUUUGCAGAGUAUUUUAGAGAACAAAUUAGUUUAAUUUUUUCUUUGGAGAAGAAGGAAUCCCAAGUAUUAUAUUUUGACUUUGAUUUCACCAGAAACACAUUAAAAAGAUUUUAAUUAUAGAUUGUAAAUUAUCCAAAUAUGCACUCUAUUUUUGAUUCAUAACAUCUUUUUAUUUUGGUGCCAUUUUUUCUCCCAAUGCGUUUAACGGGGUGGGGUAAUUUUGUCCAUUCCACUUGCCUUUCACUUUGGCAUCUGCAGUUCUGAACAAAGUGAUGAGAGGCCUUAAGUCGCUGUUUUUUAUUGUGAGGCACUAAGUAUAAGUACUACUUUGUUAAAAAUACUCUUUUCUUAUGGAGAUCGCCGCACAGGAUAGAAAGGUGGUCGGGUGGCAAGGACACAUUCCUUAAACGUGCCCUGGCAUGUUUGUCAGAUCCAUUCAGAUCUAAGUCUUGGAGCUACCUUUUCUUGGUCAUUAAUAUAUUAAAGUUAGUGAUAGUUUGUCUAAACUUUUAAUUUCAACAUGGCUAUUCUAUUUUAAUUAUCAAAGAUGUUUAAAAUGACAGAAUAUAUAGGUACAAAUUAGUGCAUGUGUAAUUUAUUAAAAUAGGUUUGAAAUGAAUUGUCAUCUUGGAACACACUCUUAAAAGUUUUAAAUUGUUAGGGGAGAUUAAGUUUUCACUGAUGUCACGUGCAGCAUCUGAUGGUCUGCCUGUCUUCCAAGAGCUGCUUUUCCACUUUGAAAAUGUGUCCUGUCGUACGUGGGUGCUAGUGGCCAUUGGAAGCUGUCCAGUCGCUCACCUGCGGGUGGCCUGAGAACCCGGGUACCUUUAUCUCACGUGCUCGUUCUUUUUCCCGAAUCCAUGAUUGCAGGGGUUUUUGUUGUUUUCCCCUCUCAGCACAGGCUGUUUGAGUUGGCCCUGUGGUCUUUCUUUCCCUCCUUUUGUUUGGGGACUGUGGAUCUCUGCUGAAAUCUGCAUGCGAAAGCGAGGUCUGUCUUGCAUGUCACAAUCAGUAUGUACAUGGCAAUCUCGCCGCACUGGGUGAUGGCAGGAGUUCAUACAGAACCACUCUUGAGUGCAGUAACUUUCUAAAACUGCAGUUCUGAAGUGAUUUUUCCUUUGCUUUGUAAAGUGGCUACGGUUGUGGGAGUGUGCGGCAUUCAAUCAACUGUAAAAUUGCCUUUGAAGCUUGUUUAAAAAGCAAGCAGGUGAGCCCUAGGGGAUGAUCUUAUGUUAAUAAAGAUUUCAAAAAUAAAAUCUGUGUCCUGAUAGGUCAGUGUUAUGCUUUAAUGGUUUUAAUUAUUUUCUAAUUUUCAGAAUUUUUUAAAGUAUUUUAAAGUAAUGGUAUUUGUUACGGAGUUUUUAGAAUUUUGGACAUAAACAUUUGUAAAGAUAGUCAAUGGUAUUUAAGUCUUUUAUGUGUAAAAUACCAAAAUUUAUCAUUUUAAAUUAUCCUUUUAAAAGAAUUUAUCACACUUCAGAUUUGGAUAAAUAAUUAGAGUGAAUUAGUUUGAAUACCAUAUAAUUUAUUAGUCUGGAUUGCUUAAUACCAAUUUAUUGACUUAUAUAUUCCCCACUAAAUAUAUAUUGCUGUUGAUAAAUACAUACAAAAUUCUUUCUUUUUUUUUUUGAAACUUUAGAGGACACAGAUGGAAAAUAUUAAUGCAUUUUCCUUAAUAGAUUUGGUGUGCGUGGCUUUGGGUGGUGCUGGUAGAUGCAUCAUGAAAUUAAAGACUUUGGUCAAAACUGCA